GAAAGAAAGACAGAAAAGUUUCCAAGCAAGAAAGGAAAAUAUGGAAUUGAUGAUGGUGAAGAAUAAACAAAACCCAGGAAGACAACGAAUGUGCAUAACAGAAGGCGAGGCACAAGCAACUCGUUGCGUAAAAAGAAGACGCAGAGAUGCAGUUGACAAUCAAAUUCUGCAGCAACAAACUGAUCAAACUUCUGCUACUGCUGCUGCUACUGUGAAAAGAAGUUCAAGGUUCCGGGGUGUCAGCAGACAUCGAUGGACAGGGAGAUAUGAAGCACACUUGUGGGAUAAGCUCUCAUGGAAUGUAACGCAGAAGAAGAAAGGAAAACAAGUUUACCUUGGAGCUUAUGAUGAAGAAGAAUCUGCAGCAAGAGCAUAUGAUUUAGCUGCAUUAAAAUAUUGGGGGACAUCAACAUUUACUAAUUUUCCGAUAUCAGAUUAUGAGAAAGAGAUUGAGAUAAUGCAAACCGUAACAAAAGAGGAAUAUUUGGCAUCUUUGAGGAGAAAAAGCAGUGGGUUUUCAAGAGGAGUAUCCAAGUACAGAGGAGUUGCAAGACACCAUCACAAUGGGAGAUGGGAAGCAAGGAUUGGAAGAGUUUUUGGAAACAAAUACCUUUACCUUGGAACCUAUAGCACACAAGAGGAGGCGGCUCGCGCCUAUGACAUAGCAGCAAUUGAGUACAGAGGGAUCAAUGCAGUAACCAAUUUCGACCUGAGUACUUAUAUCAGAUGGUUAAAGCCAGGAGUAGCUGCAAAUGAACCGGAGACGAUUCUAGAGCCAUCAAUGUUUCCAUCGACUGAUAACUACAUUCCAAUAGAAGAAAAUAAGCCCUCAUUCUUCAACAUUACUCAGUUCAGUUCAGAUUGCCUAAACUCCCCCAAAAGACCAGAAGUUUUCCAGAAUAAAAUCUCCAGUAGCCCUUACCAGAAGACAUCGUCGCCUACUGCACUUAGUCUCCUCCUCCGAUCUUCGAUAUUUAGGGAAUUAGUUGAGAAGAAUUCCAAUGUGUCUGGCGAUGAAAAUGAUGGGGAAGAGGGGAAGAACCAACCGCAGAUAGGUGGCGAUGAUGAAUUCAGCGGGAUCUUUUAUGAAGGAAUUGGUGAAAUUCCCACAUUUGCUUACUCUUCCGACAAAGAUGGACUAGAUUUGCAAGAAAGAGAACUUCAAUUUGUUUUAUAAUCAGAAAAGAAUGUGUUUUCAUGGUACAGCAAAGUGUAAAUUCCUCAUUUUGUCAAUUAGAUUAUAAAUGGGUUUGAAUA
Messenger RNA from Jatropha curcas, 1257 nucleotides. RefSeq names its product AP2-like ethylene-responsive transcription factor At1g79700. The record is from RefSeq and is a predicted model, not a curated record. NCBI's taxonomy places the organism in Eukaryota, Viridiplantae, Streptophyta, Magnoliopsida, Malpighiales, Euphorbiaceae. Gene Ontology annotation, biological process: regulation of DNA-templated transcription. Gene Ontology annotation, molecular function: DNA binding; DNA-binding transcription factor activity.